Dimorphilus gyrociliatus is the source of this 445-nucleotide messenger RNA. Lineage: Eukaryota; Metazoa; Annelida; Polychaeta; Dinophilidae. The record is from the annotation of a GenBank genome assembly.
UAUGAAAAUUCUAGGGUUCUCUUCCAACUUAUAUAAUAGAGAUGAUGUUGUCCUACUUAUACCAUAUCCUAUUGAUGAGAAAUUUUCCAAUAAAUACGAUAGAUUAAUGAAAGAGAAAGAAAAGAAUAAAGAACUAUUUCGAGAUUAUAUUCUUAAGUGCCACUUUUACGGAAUAAACUCUUUAACUUGCGCUCCGAGUUGUCGUUCGACUCUUAAAUUUAUUGAAAAAGUUACUAAAAAUCAAUCUGCUGAUAUGAUAAUUAUGUGCGAUGAAUGGAAUGGAAAGGAUAAUCAAUCUCUGCUUAACGAAUUAAGAAAACGUUUAGCAAUACCAUUGAUUAUUUUUGGCCCUAAUUUCUCAAUUGAAAAGAGUAAUGGUAAAAUACCGGCGUUUGAAAAAGAUAGCGAAAUCAGCUUGAAUGAUUCAGAAGAUGAAAAAGAUUAA